This is a messenger RNA of Rana temporaria (common frog), 3942 nucleotides long. Its product is annotated as piRNA biogenesis protein EXD1-like. Gene Ontology annotation, molecular function: nucleic acid binding; 3'-5' exonuclease activity. The record is from RefSeq and is a predicted model, not a curated record. Gene Ontology annotation, biological process: nucleobase-containing compound metabolic process. NCBI's taxonomy places the organism in Eukaryota, Metazoa, Chordata, Amphibia, Anura, Ranidae. The coding region runs from base 163 to 1746 and encodes 527 amino acids. The transcript is spliced from 13 exons.
GUAACCAACAGGAUCACCAGGUUUAGGUAAGCAAAAAUAAAGGCAACUGCUUGCACUGUUGGAUGAGCACUGUAUCAUUUUACUUUUGUAUUUUAUAUACUUUCAGAUAUUGCAUCUUGUUAAGUGUAUAUUACAUAGCUGGAGCAGGCUAAGACAUUUUAAAUGAUGGCGCAUGGCACAGAACCUGGAACAAUUGCAAGCUGGAUCUGUGAACAGGAACAGAAGAUCGAUUACAUUGCCCUUAGAAGGUACCUUGGAAAGCCAAUUAUCAUUACCCUGUCCAAUGCAACCUAUCAGGGAGACCUGAUUCAUAUUGAUCACAGUCGGUCACUUAUGUUGAGUAAAGUAAAGGAUUUGGCAAGCGGUAAAAGAAAGCCCGGAAUUCACGUGUUCCCUGCAGCAGACAUUAUACGUGUGGAUAUGCGGGUGGAUAAGGAAAAUCAUGCUAUAGCAGAGGCCAGAGAGCAGCAACCUGCAAACAGGGAAAGAGGCCAGGAGGCAGAAGAGAACUUUUCUGAGUCAAAGAUGGAGGAGCUUAUGGCAGCUUUGGAGUGGAGGGACAUCAAAACACCUUCCCAGGAUCCUGAAAUAACCAAAGAAUUUCAACCAAAAAGUAAAGGGAGAGAUGCUAUCCACACCCGCCUGAAGAUCAUAGAAAGAGCAGUUGAGAAGGUGGAUAUUAAUUUUACUGUGAUUGAUCAGCUCCAGGUGACGUGUAACCUUGCAAUCAGCCACCUUCGGUGUCAGACUGACAUUGGUUUGGCUGCUGCUGGAUCCAACUUAUGUCGUCAUGAGAGUCUCUGUUGGCUUCAGGUGGCAAGCAAGAGCCAUGUUUACAUGUUUGAUAUAGCAACCCUGGGACUGAAUGUCUUUAAAUGUGGACUGAAGGGAGUACUGGAGGAUGAAAACAUUGUUAAGGUGAUUCACGACUGCCGUGGGCUUUCAGACUGCCUCUAUCACAAGUAUGGGGUUGAAGUCAGCAAUGUGUUUGACACUCAGGUGGCUGAUAUCUUUCUCUUUCAAAAAGAAACUGGCGGUUUACUUCCUCAGUGCCCAAGCACUUUAGAAGAAUGCUUAACAAAACGACUUAACUUGCCAUCGUCACAGAUCUCUUUCUUAUCACACUCACAGGGAAUUAUGAAGGAUAAUAAUCCACUUUGGUCCUUGUGCAUAAUUCCUCUACCUCUGCAGAAAGCUUUGGUUUUGGAGGCAUCCUAUGUUUUGUCAUUGCGCACUCCCAUGAUAAAUGCCAUGAUGGCCGAUUUUUUUUCUUUGGUCAAUAGUUCUAUCAAGGUGUACACACAAAGCAAUGAGAAUGUACCAAACUGGACCCAGCUAUCCAAAUCCCGGCUUUCUGAAGAUUUUCAAAUGCUGAAAGACCUGCAAGAAAAACGAAGAGAGAAGGCUCUGAAAAAGUAUGCUGCAGGCGAUAAUGGUUUACUGCUUUCGCCUGGAAACCAACAGCAAGUUCCUAAAUGUGGCAAUGGCCCUGAAAAUAAUGAGAAAUCUAUCCUUCCCAUAUCUGACAAGGACAGGUCUGCAGUCUGCACAGAGAGAGCACAAGUCCAAACUGAGCCUGAAAGUCAAGCUCCCCCUGUUGGACAAAUGCAUCCUUCCCCUCCAUGUUUGGCCGCUCUGAAUUUGAGUUCUUUGCGCUUUCCCAUUCUACAAAUACCAAGAACACCGGGGCCCCUUGCUUCCACUGUAAUUCCACAUGUACGCAUGUCAGCUGCCUGGCAUAACUGAUAUUUCCAAAACAUGUUUUGAUAAAACCUCAUAAUAUUUGAGCUAACAGUCUUCUAUAAACACCAGUACCCCAUAAAACCCAUAGAAGCACUUUUUAAAAAAUAUUGAAGCUGUCUUGUUUUUAAAGGUGCAGGAGCUUUCAUGCUCCUCCUACAUGUACAUUCUUUCUUCACCCCUUGGUGAAUUACUAAGGCAAAUGUUGUGCCUGUCAGGUGGCUUCAUGCUUGUCUGGUUAAGUUACUAAGUAGUUUAAACUUCAGCUCAUGGUUGGGUUCAUUUGGGUGUCCUGGGCAGCCUUGCCCAAUGCAGUCCUAGUGCAAUUGGCUAUUUGUCCUAUUAGUUGAGUUCACAUCACGGCACUGCUGAAAAAAUAGGGUAAGCUGCCUUUUUUUUCAACAGUGUGUUGCAAUGCACUACACCACAUUGUAAUGCGCUGCGAUGAAUAAAGAUUAAUGCAGUGAGGUGGAUUUACUAAAGGAAAAUUGAUUGUGCACAGUUGCGCCUCUCCAAUUGCAUUUGCUCUAGAGCUUAGUAAAUGAGGAGAAGCUUGGUUGACUCAAUCCUUCAAUCAUGUGGAAGCAAAAAUGCUUUUUUGUUUCGUUGCAUGUGAUUGUGGGUCGUCGUUGUAAAGUGAAGCUUCAUCUUAUUUACGAAGUUCUUGAGAAAUUGCACUUGAAAACUGCAGUGUCUAUUUUCCUUUAUUAAAUACACCCUAAUGUCUUCCUGUGACAUUUCAAAAACGUAAAAAAAAAGUUACCAGUGUGAUGUGUAUUUACAACAUAUUUCACCACUGCUUUACAGUACACAGCAGCUGUUAUGCUAUAAUGCACGCUGCUGGUGGGAAAGUACUCUAAAACAGUUUCUUUCUGUUGGCUUAGGGUUAGAACCAUUUCAGAUUUUUACUGCUCUUUGGACAUUAACAAAUAUUUGUCUUUACUUCCUCUCCCAGAGACACAAAAGGAAGUGAAAGCAAAUCUCCCCAAAGGGAAGGAAAAUCUCACUCAUGACAUCUGUUUUCAAAGCAUGGGAGAUUACCCUCUACUCCUCUGGUGUUGAGGAUAACAUUUUAGAUUUCUUUCAUUUUCUGUCCUUAUGACUAUUGUCAACAUUAAAAUGAGUGGGUGAAAUCUCUCCAAUGCAAGCAGCAAUAAAACCAAGGUUCUAACCCACCUCUAUUCUAUCUAGCACUAAAAGAGUGUUUGUUUUAAAGUGCUAUUAUCCUUUAAUGUGAAACUCCAGCAAAGUGCACUUAUCCCUUUUGCCCCUUUUUCCCCUGACCUAAUUUAACACACCCUUCCCAUCCCCAGAAACAUACUUACCAAGAUCUGACGGCCUCCGGUGUUUGUUUACAAUCAGUGCCACAAGUCUCACUGUCCUGGCAAUGCAAUCACAUUACAGCCGCUUCAACCUUCAACUGUCUACAGGAGGAUUAGACAAAUAAAAGACUCUAGUUAAGCCCAGGAUAACCAAUCCUACUCCUAGGCUGCCUUGUUUUGUUUUUUUUGCUAGUGUCCUAGGACUAAAGACAUGGUUUCUUCAGCUGUGCUGGGAAAAGACUAACCUAAUUUUACUGGUAUUCUGUUUACAUUUCCUCUAUAUUCUUUCAAGUGGACAGUUGUGCUCUGUCCGAUUCCAGCUUUGGGUGUAAGGUCCCUCAGGCAGCUCUUUGAGUGGCAGGUAGUCCCCAGUUGUUAUUAGGUUGGGCUUGUUGGCGUUUGCUGUGUUGCCUGUCCCUCAGUUAGACAGCUUUUGGCUGUCCUGAGGGUGAAAGUCUUCUGUGUUCAUCAAUAGAAGAGUACUCACUGUAAAAUCCUUGUGUUGUAGUUCAUUGAAGACACAGGUCCUGUUCCCCGGUGUUAAUUUUCAUGCUCUCAGUACUGCCUUGGUACAAAAGAGGGGCAUGGUGGGAGGGGUCAUGUUGGGCUGGUCUACAAUAUUUUUGUUUGCCAGUGUCCCAUACACUGUCCUUAUAAUCCAAAGAUGAAAGACUUCUUGGGUCCCUCAUUGAAAAGAGUUUUUCAGUGAGUACAUUAUUUUUCUUUCUUUUAUGUGAUUUCAAAUAUAAGAUCUUGCAGACUUUUCCUUUUUUUCUUUUUUGUGAUGUUUUAACUUGACAUUCAAAUGUUUUAUUGAUGCUGGAAUCUGAAAGUAAUGCUGGUUAUUGGACCUCUUACACUACACUGUAAAUUUAAACAU